AAUUGGCUCAAACAAAAGCAAGUGGCUUGGGAGGGCACUCGGCAUUCGCUCUUCGCUUCUCAAUCGCGAUCAUCGCCACGGCUCGUCCAUCACAAAACCAUUCUCAAGCAAAAUUCGCAAAAGCCAAGGUUGAAAAUGGAGAUCGGAAGUUGGAUUUGGAUUUUCGCCCUCUGCACUUUUUCCGCUUUUGCCCAGACUUGGGACGUGGAAACGAGGCAGAAAAUUAACUCGAUCGCCUGCUGGAAUUAUGGAAAAAAUCGAUCUAUUAUUGAAGCUCCAGGCGUUCAAAAUUUCAAUGACUGCGGCCGAUGGAACCAAAGUCGAGGAAACCCUCCGUGGGAUUGGGAUGUUUUCCUCAGAACGAAAGAUGGCGAUUGGGAUUAUGGAGUUUUGUUAUCAGACAAAACAAUCAUCUUUUUCGAUUGGUACUCUUUAUACAGAGCGCAUAAAGAAGGGAAAGAAAUCAAAAUUUAUGCCGGCAAAUGUGAAGACAAAAAUGAUGAACAGAAAUGCUUUGGGAAAAGAGGUUUAUUGCAGAAUAAAAAGAUUUUGAACAUAAAGAUGGUGGAAUUGAAGUACGGCAGAUUUUAUUCCGAGAUGAUCUUCGUUUGCCAAAUUGAAAAAUUGGAAUUGACAUCGAAUUUGCAGCCUGCUUGUUUAUGGAAUUGGGGCAACACGAACGACGAACACGAAAAUUAUUAUGCUUCCUAUUUGCAUGUUAAUAGAAUAAGAAAAUCAUAUUUCCUGCCGGAGCAAAGGUGUUAUGGUGAGGAAAGGAUUGAAAAAAGGGAAUGCGACCUCUACGGGAAUUCAAUCUGCACAUCAAGAAACGAUUGGUCACCACAUUUAUUUAUUGAGCGUGAAAAACGAUUUUAUCUACGUGCAUUGAGGGCCGCCCCUUCGCGUGGAACUACAGCAUGGGUGGACUUGUUGCCGUUCUUGAAUGAAAUCACUUCAGCGUCCGUCGAUUUGGCUUCGAUGCCAAAAAUACCCAAAACAAAAUCCAAAAUAGAUUUUGGCCCAAACCAGAGUUUUGCAAACUGCGGACGACGAUCGGGCGAACGUCGCCGAAAAAGAGAAGCCGGAAAGGCCCUUCCGUUGGUCACAAAUGGCGAGAACGCGGUCAGGGGUGACCAUCCUUGGCACGCGAGUGUGUCCAUUAAAACGGAAACAGGGCGUAAGGCAGAUUCUUGCGGCGCGACACUCAUUUCCAAAAAAGUCCUCGUCACCGCGGCGCAUUGUCUCUUUGACGACGAUGGAAGUUCUUUGAAUGCGAGACACGUGGACGUGACCCUAGGAAUGCACAACCGAUCGAAUUUGCAAGAAAAUCGACAGAAGUUGACGGCUGCAAGUCUGGUGAUUCAUCCUGGCUACGACCACAGCAAGGUUGAUUUCAAGGAUGACAUUGCCCUGGUCAUCUUGGCAGAAGAGGUCAAUUUCAAUGAUUUUGUGCGGCCCAUUUGCCUCUGGAACGACGACUACGAUUUGAACAAAAUCGCCAACAAAUCCGUCACGUUGGUCGGCUGGGGCUUCACUGUGGACCAUGAACAGCCACAAAUUCUGCAAAAGGGGAUUCUGAAAAUCGUUUCGUACCAGAAUUGCUAUGAAAGCAACAAUAUGAAGAAAAGGUUUUUUUCCUUAUACAUGCGACCGACGGAAAACUUCUGUGCAGGAAUUCCUCAAACCGAGACGAAUGCUUGCGUCGGAGACAGCGGCGGAGGAUUGACCUUUUACGAUCGUGAUGACACCGAACGCCACUUUUUGCGCGGCGUAGUCAGCAUGGGUUCUGUCAAGGAAUUGCCCGACGGUUUCGUCACGUGCAACCCCAAGUUCUACGCCCUCUACACCGACGUCACCAACUACAUGGACUGGAUCGUCCGAAACUCCCCCGACAUAAAUGUUUAGAUUUUUUUUAAAAUACAAAUGUCAUUAUGCAGUUAGUAAUUUGAUUGCUGGGAAAUAUUUCUUUUUAAACGAGUUAUUAAAUUUUGGUCCAAAUUGAGUUAAUGUUUGAUGCGAAAAAUGCGAAAAUGUAAAAGGAUUUUCAUUAAUUAUCAAUGAAUUACAUUUUUUGUAAAUCAGUCAUCAGUGUAUAAUGAAAAAUUUCCUUGUUUUCUUUUUCAAGCUGUAAGAAAUUCAAUAAUAAAAAUUAAGAAAAAUCUA
Molecule: messenger RNA, 2163 nt
Organism: Neocloeon triangulifer
Lineage: Eukaryota; Metazoa; Arthropoda; Insecta; Ephemeroptera; Baetidae
Product: serine protease persephone-like
Exons: 13
Coding region: 136-1905 (589 amino acids)
Biological process (GO): proteolysis
Molecular function (GO): serine-type endopeptidase activity
Source: RefSeq, a predicted model, not a curated record